GCAGCCAAUCGGCAGCAAGGUCAGAGGUCACCACUAUAUCAGCUCUAGCUCGGAGGCAAAAUAUUAGUUGGGACAUUAGCUGCGAUACUUGCCAUAAUUUGAUCUUUCUUGCACUCAUGGCACCCAUUCUACUGAACUGCAUGGGGAAUGACCACAGUGACCACAACAAGCCACACGUCCAGGUGAAAAACCCUUACUUGGACACCAUGGAGGAGGACAUCCUCUACCACUUCAGCCUGAGCACCAAGUCUCACAACCUGCCAGAGAUGUUUGGCGACAUAAAGUUUGUGUGUGUCGGUGGCAGCGCCAAUCGCAUGAAGGCCUUCGCACAGUUCAUCCACGAGGAGCUGAAGCUGCCUGGCAACCCGGCGGAAAUCCGAGAUAUAUGCGAGGGAACUGACCGCUACUGCAUGUAUAAAGUGGGACCGGUGCUUUCUAUUAGUCAUGGUAUGGGCGUCCCGUCCAUCUCUAUUAUGCUGCACGAGCUCAUCAAACUGCUGCACCACGCCCACUGCAGGGAUGUGAUCCUGUUUCGCCUGGGGACAUCGGGUGGUGUUGGUCUGGCCCCGGGCACGGUGGUAGUGACCGACAAAGCAGUGGACUACUCUUUCAGGCCCCAGUUUGAGCAGGUGGUGCUGGGUAAAGUGAUCACCCGGAGCACCGUGCUGGAUGAAGGGGUGGCCAGCGAGCUUCUGCAGUGCUCCUCUGAGCUCCAGAACCUUCCCACCGUGAUUGGAAACACCAUGUGCACACACGACUUCUACGAAGGUCAAGGUCGACUUGACGGGGCUCUGUGCUCCUUCUCCCACGAGGAAAAGCUGGAGUAUCUGAGGAAAGCCUACGAAGCAGGAGUGCGGAACAUCGAAAUGGAGUCCACCGUCUUUGCCGCCAUGUGUCGCGUCUGCGGCCUCAAAGCGGCUGUCGUCUGCGUCACAUUGUUGAACCGCUUCGAGGGAGACCAGAUCACGUCCCCUCAUGACGUCCUGGUGGACUACCAGCAGAGGCCCCAGGCUCUCGUGGCCCACUUUAUUAAGAAACGCCUUGGCCAUGUUGUCUAAAACCACAGCACUGCCAUACCCCUCUGAAAUCAGUAUACACUAUAUUGCCAAAAGUAUUUGGCCACCUGCCUUGACUCACAUAUGAACUUGAAGUGCCAUCCCAUUCCUAACCCAUAGGGAUCAAUAUGAUGUUGGUCCACCUUUUGCAGCUAUUACAGCUUCAACUCUUCUGGGAAGGCUGUCCACAAGGUUGCGGAGUCUUUUUUUAACAGGAAUUUUCGACCAUUCUUCCAAAAGCGCAUUGGUGAGGUCACACACUGAUGUUGGUCCAGAAGGCCUGGCUCUCAGUCUCCGUUCUAAUUCAUCCCAAAGGUGUUCAGGUCAGGACUCUGUGCAGGCCAGUCAAGUUAACCCACACCAGACUCUGUCAUCCAUAUCUUUAUGGACCUUGUCAUGAAAAACAACCCCACACCACAAUUCUGAUCAUUUGGAUGGGUGGCCAAAUACUUUUGGCAAUACAGUGUAUAUAAAUUCAACUGAUGUGUAUAUACUCUAUUUAAAGGGGAACUGCACUUUUUUUGGGACGUUUUUCUCUCGUUCACAAUCCUUAUAAGAGACAAGAAGACAAAAGGUUGGUUUUUUUUGCAUUCUUAUUUGUUCUAAUUCAUCCGAAAGGUGUUUUAUCAGAGUUCAGGUCAGGACUCUGUGCAGGCCAGUCAAGUUCAU
Molecule: messenger RNA, 1724 nt
Organism: Entelurus aequoreus (snake pipefish)
Lineage: Eukaryota; Metazoa; Chordata; Actinopteri; Syngnathiformes; Syngnathidae
Gene: upp2
Product: uridine phosphorylase 2
Exons: 7
Coding region: 117-1058 (313 amino acids)
Biological process (GO): nucleotide catabolic process; uridine catabolic process
Cellular component (GO): cytoplasm; cytosol
Molecular function (GO): uridine phosphorylase activity
Source: RefSeq, a predicted model, not a curated record